Cantharellus anzutake is the source of this 393-nucleotide messenger RNA. RefSeq lists its product as uncharacterized. NCBI's taxonomy places the organism in Eukaryota, Fungi, Basidiomycota, Agaricomycetes, Cantharellales, Hydnaceae. The record is from RefSeq and is a predicted model, not a curated record. The coding region runs from base 1 to 393 and encodes 130 amino acids. The transcript has 2 exons.
AUGUCACGCUGUAAGUGUGGACUUAGGCUCAAGGAACAUGAAAAGAAUAGGGUGAAAGGCCCUCAUCAAGGUGGAUGGCAACAAAUGAAAGAGAUCAAAGAAGCAGUUCAGACCUAUUGGUGGGCCCCCACAUUUUUUCUGCUUCUGAUGGAGGCAGCAAAGAAAGUUCAUUGGGUGGGCCCAACCAAGAUUGUGCAACAGGCACAAUGUAUAUUGCCUUUGCUAUUCAAGAGACUCACAUCUCAAGUGAUCAGAAGGCAUAUUGUGAAAGGAAGUGGGUGGAAUGAUGAUGCCUUGAGGAAGGCUCCACAACGAGACUCUCCUGGAGGGAAAACAAUGUGGCAAGGGGUUUUGGUUCUUCCCCCAGGAUGGUUAUCCCGAAAUAACCACUGA